This is a messenger RNA of Lactuca sativa (garden lettuce), 681 nucleotides long. RefSeq lists its product as uncharacterized. The record is from RefSeq and is a predicted model, not a curated record. NCBI's taxonomy places the organism in Eukaryota, Viridiplantae, Streptophyta, Magnoliopsida, Asterales, Asteraceae.
AUGGAGCUCAUGAACUGGUUCUGCAUGUCGAUGCUGGAUCAAUUGGUGAUUGGGUUUACCGAUGAUAUCUUGGCCUAUUCAAAGACAAAUAAGCCAAAUGAAGAGCAUUUAGGAGAGGUUCUUGAGACUUUGAAGAGUGAGAGACUUUACGUAAAGUUCUCUGAAUGUGCAAUACUAAUGCAGAGGGGCCAUGUGAUCACAUACACUUCGAAGCAGUUGAAGCCCCAUGAUGCAAAUUAUCCUACUCAUGAUCUAGAGUUGGGGGUGGUGGUUUUCUCCUUCAAGAUUUGGCGGUGGUUGGAUGUGGUGAAUGAUUAUGAUUGUGACAUUCUGUAUCGUCUUGGGAAGGCCAAUGUAGUGGUCGAUACCUUGAGUCGCAAGGCAACUAAUGUUCCUAUCAGAGACCUAUUCUUGAGGAUGAGUGUCACUUCACCACUGCUGGAUUUAAUCAAAGAGGCGCAAAUUGAGGGGUUGAAGGAAGAGAAUCAAAAGAAAGAGAAGACGAGGGGUCAGAUUUCUACAUUUAUCAGAGAUAUUUGGGGUUUGUUGACUAAGUGUGGUAGAGUGUGGGUUCUUUUUUCUGGUGGUGUUCGACAUACAUUGUUGAAAGAAGUGCACAAGUCAAAGUUUUCGAUUCAUCUGGGCACUACGAAGAUGUACAGGGAUCUGAGACUUAGCUAG